AAUAUUUUUUCAAAAUUCUAUUUAAAAAUAAUGGAGAAGGAAGAAAGCAACGAACAAAAACACCAAAAUUCAGAAAACUUGUCAGAGUCAAAAAACAACCAAGUCUCUACCAGUUUUUCAUUCCAACACCAAUUCAGAAGAAAUUCAAUUCAGAAUCAAACAAAUUCUGUAAGGAGAGAAGUGUCUGUUACUGACAGUUCUUCUUUCCUUCUUUUUGCCCAAAUAAUUGUUUGUGGAACACUUUUUGGUAUUGCCACAAUUUUAUUAUGGCAAUUACCUUUUUCUACAAGAUUUAGAAAUCGGUUGGAGCCUGUUGCUUCUAUGCCUGUUCAACAGGAUGAAUUGGAAUGUUCUCGAACUUGUAGAAUUCAACUAGUCGAAAGUAUUGCCCAAAACCUCACAUUUCCUGUUGAAUUUUCUCAACAACCAGCAUUGUCUACAUUCUCUGCUUGGAAUUUACUUAUUAAUUCAGCUAAAAAUUCACUUUUAAUUGCUGCAUAUAAAUCUAGCUUGAGAGGAAAACACGUUCUUGGCGAGCAGGCUUUGAACAAUAUUUCUUUUCAGGGCGAAAAAAUGUUUGAUGCACUUAUUGGUGCUGGACUCGAUAGAGGAAUACAAAUAAAAAUGGUUGAGAAUGCUGUGGCUAAGGAUAAGGGAGAUAAUGAAGACGGAACUUCUUUGGCCAAAAGAGGUGUUUUGAAUAGAAGGGUACUUGAUUUACAAAAAAUAUUUAAUACUGGAGUAAUGCAUUCAAAAGUUAUUGUUGCCGAUAAUAAACAUUUUUAUUUGGGAUCUGCUAAUUUGGAUUGGCGUUCUCUGACACAAGUAAUUAAUUUAUGAGAGAUUACACAAAUGAACG
Meloidogyne enterolobii is the source of this 859-nucleotide messenger RNA. Lineage: Eukaryota; Metazoa; Nematoda; Chromadorea; Rhabditida; Meloidogynidae. The record is from the annotation of a GenBank genome assembly.